Messenger RNA from Plasmodium vivax (malaria parasite P. vivax), 1509 nucleotides. RefSeq lists its product as hypothetical. The transcript has a single exon. The coding region runs from base 1 to 1509 and encodes 502 amino acids. NCBI's taxonomy places the organism in Eukaryota, Apicomplexa, Aconoidasida, Haemosporida, Plasmodiidae. The record is from RefSeq and is a predicted model, not a curated record.
AUGUAUAAGGACAGCGAAAAAAACGAUUACAAAAAAAACGACGCCGAGAAAAAAGGGGAGGGAAAAAACGAAAAGGUUAUAAUCAGAGUGAAAAGAAAAGUCGAUGAGAUAACCAUCCCGUCAAUUUACGUGAAAAAGUCCAACAAAAGAGUAUGCAAUGGAAUAUUUUACAAACACAUCGACACGGUAAUUCCCGAGGUAGAUAUAGAGAAGAAAAAUGUCGAAUGUGUUAACUUGUUCCUAAAGCAUGAACAGUACCACAGCAGUUGCAGUGAUUUGUCACCCCUUGCCGAGAGAAAGAGAAAAUUCAACUCCUUUAAGGGGUAUGAAAAGGAUUUAAAGGAAGCCAUAAAUAAUUUAAAAAGGUACAAAAUAGUGAACCAGAAUAUUCAGUACGUCGAUUUGGACGCGCAGAAAAAAGGAAUUUACAAAAUUAUCGAUGUGGAUUUGCUGCAAGAAGGGGGCUACGCUGAUGGGGGGGUCAACGCGGGGAAGGAUGUAGGUGAAGAUGCCGAUGCUGCUCGAACGGAUGAGCCGAAUGAGCACACACAGGGGCAGGCGGAGAAGGACCCACGCAGCAAAACAGAGCAGGAAUAUGAAUACGAUUUGUACAUCGUAGAUGAUCAGAAAAUAGAGGUAAACGAUUAUAUGGAUUAUCUGUACCACAUUAAAAAUAAUCAUGUAGAUUCUUCGGAGGUUAUUGUGUUGGAGGAUGUGUAUGGCAACAACUCCAACGAGUAUGACUCGAAGUCCUUUUCCUCGUCCAGCUCCGAUCGAGACACAGUGAAGGAAAUGUCGGAUUACCCCGACGAGAGCUCGAGCAGUGAUGCCGGUAGCGAUGCCUGUAGCGAUGCCUGUAGCGAUGCGUGCAGCGAUGUGUGCAGCGGCGUCUGCAGCGGCGUGAGCAGCGUUGAUGGCCGUGGCGACGAUCCUGUGAGUAGCGACUGCUACGAAGGAAGCGUGGGAAGUGAUUAUCACCUGGAGAAUAAUUUGGACGUCGGUUCGCACGAGAACAACUUCCCCAGCGACUUCUACGAUGGGAAUUCCGAGGACCAGCUUAGCAACUGCAGUGAGGAUAACCCUUUCGGGGCCAACGUUAAGGAUGCUGGCAGUGAUGAAAACCUGUUUAAAAGCAGGCGGUGUGGCAUGAACAACUGGGGGAGCUACAUCAAGGGGAAGUCACCCCAAAGCGGAUACAAUAGCCACAACGGUUACGCUAAACAAAAUGGCCUUAGCCACCUCAACGGAAGCAGUGGGAAUGCCUUUACUAGCAACCACCUCAGUAGCAACCCCCUCAGCAGGGACUUCCCCCAGAAGAACCCCCCCAAGAAAAACGAAAGGAAAACCCACGCGCGCAGUAAAAAAAUGAACUCCCUAAUCUUUGAAGAGAAAAUAAAGGACGAGUUAGAAAAACGGUUAAAAAAAAAAAAGGAAAAUAUGAUAAACGUGACGUUAUCGGAGAAGCUAAAAAUUCUGGAGCAGAUGGAAAACGAGUACUAUGAUAAGUAG